This is a messenger RNA of Dacryopinax primogenitus, 996 nucleotides long. RefSeq lists its product as uncharacterized. Lineage: Eukaryota; Fungi; Basidiomycota; Dacrymycetes; Dacrymycetales; Dacrymycetaceae. The coding region runs from base 1 to 996 and encodes 331 amino acids. Gene Ontology annotation, molecular function: single-stranded RNA binding; RNA endonuclease activity producing 5'-phosphomonoesters, hydrolytic mechanism. Gene Ontology annotation, cellular component: cytoplasm; nucleolus. The transcript has 5 exons. The record is from RefSeq and is a predicted model, not a curated record. Gene Ontology annotation, biological process: DNA repair.
AUGGAAUCGAAGGAUGCGUACACCACGCGAAUGCUGGAAGAACACAAAGAGUUGAUAGCAGAGUGGACAAGAGAGCAACAUUCCCUGAGAAAGUCUGUCCUCUUUGUCGACCACGAGCUAGACUUCUUCGUUCCCACAAGCGGAUCAGACUUCCAGCAUGAGAUGAGUGUCGUACAACACGACUUCGACGUUCCCGAGGUCCAUCAGGUCAACAUCGGCGAACCUCUCGUGACCGCCCUCAAAUACGUUGGAGGGCUCGAUAUUAGCUUCGUCCAACAGUCAGAAGACUCUUCAGGUAUGACUGAGUCAGAGGAGUCCCAAAGUCAUGUGGUCGUCACUGAGAAUGGACCCAAUGCGUACGCGACAUUGGUUGUGGUCGAAUAUCCCUCUCUAGAGCUACGACACACAAUCACGCACGCGAUUCACAUGGACGUGCCGUACAUCCCUACAUUCUUUUCAUAUCGAGAGGCGCCCGUGUACUUAAGACUCAUCAAUGCACUGCGAGAAGAGCUGGCGGCAAGGAACGAGCAAGACCAAUUCCCUCAGGUGUUCUUAAUAGAUGGAAACGGAAGGCUUCAUGUUCGCGAAACAGGAGUUGCUUCUGUCGUGGGAGUACAGGCGAAUGUCCCAACAAUUGGUGUGGCCAAGAACUAUCUGCCCCAUCACCAAGAUAGUUUGCAAGGACAACCGUGGGCAACCUCUACUGCACAUUGGCGCUCUACGCAGCAUGGGAUGCGGGAGAUGAUACGCCGUGUUCUUUUGAGUCAUGGUUCAUGGUUCGGAUUAUAUGAUGCUAAGGGUGACUCAUAUGCGGGUGCGGCACUCAUACCCCCGACGUUGAAAGCACCACUUUUUGUCUCCCCAGGACAUCGUGUAUGCCUCGAUACAGCUAUACGAGUCACUCUGGCCUUGGGUAGAUAUAAGAUACCCGAGCCCAUUCGGCUGGCUGAUAAAAUAUCUCGCGCCGCGGUUGCUGCCUCAGUCACAAGCUCAUAG